Pisolithus orientalis is the source of this 740-nucleotide messenger RNA. RefSeq lists its product as uncharacterized. The record is from RefSeq and is a predicted model, not a curated record. NCBI's taxonomy places the organism in Eukaryota, Fungi, Basidiomycota, Agaricomycetes, Boletales, Pisolithaceae. The coding region runs from base 74 to 490 and encodes 138 amino acids. The transcript is spliced from 10 exons.
CUCCCCUCUGAUAUUCCCGUUUCACGUCAAAGGUUGUAUGGCAUAACGACUCUCCAGGGGCGCAUGAUAUAGAAUGCUCAGGCUCGCGGUGGGCUUACUGGUCAUACAGACUUAUAUGUAUUACAUGCACUACUCUGAGGAUUCCUCGGCUAUAAAGGUCAUCGUAGCUGCCACAUGGAUUCUUGACACAUUACAUGUCUCAUUCAUGUGUCAUAUGCUGUAUUACUACCUGAUAACCAAUUACGGCAAUCUCAUGAGUUUGGAGUAUAUUGUUUGGUUCGUACACCCUCCAUUUCAAACCAGUUUCCCGCUGAGGAGAUACGGCAGGUCAUUCCCAGCAUCGCUUCUGGUGAAUUUACUCGUGGUUAUUGUAGUUCAAAGUUUCUUCGCACAUAGAAUAUAUUACCUUUGCCGCCCUCAGAUGAAAUGGUUCGUGACUGCCCCAAUUAUACUAUUGAUACUGGUUCACUUGGGUGAGUUUUUCUUGUAAUGGCGACGCGAGAUUUCCAACGAUAUUUCAACAGGGUUUGGUACUGGUUCGCGCUUUUUGUUCCACCACGACAGACCUGUGCUAAUAAAAAAAAAGAGACGGUUGUUCUACUGUACUUAAACGAAUCCUACUAUCUUCACGGAAAUAAUGACAUCUGCAAAUAGGUUCGUCGAUAAUGCAUCCAGCUCUCUUCCACAAAUUACGUUUUAUGCCUCAAUUCCCUUUGGGGUCACCUUCCUACUAGUUGAGC